ACUCUACGUUUGAGAAUAGAAAGAAAAGUAACAACUGUCAUUCACGGGUAAAUAUGAAAUUAGGUGUCUCAAUCUCAAUCGAGUCUCAAUCUUAUUUAUAAUAUUUUUUUUACUAAAUGUGAAUACAUCGAACAAACAUAACUGCCAUCGGACACAUCCUUUGCAACGAACGACUACUUCCUGCUCGAGAUGCGUUUAUUCUACGUUUAUCCAAAUUGCAGUGAAGCAUAAUUUACAAUGGAUUCUGGAACAGAUUGGCUCUGUGAGAUUCUACAGAAUGUUCAACUUGAACAAUUUUAUUUACCCAUCAGAGAUCAGUUGCAGAUUACAAGACUAGCGCAUUUUGACUAUGUGCAUGCUGAGGACCUUGAGAAGCUUGGCAUCAGUAAGCCUGGAGUGCGCAGGUUAUUUGAUGCUGUUAGGAAAAAGAAGUUACAGUUAUGGAACAGAAAGUUUUGGAAUAAAUUAUUUGGUUCAUCAUCAAGCUCAGUUUCUAAGGAGAAAACUGAUUUAGCAGUGAGAACACCACAGGCAGACUCAAGAACAACUUGUAUUAUACUUGAGAAGGAUAUUAUAUUGCACAGUGAGAUUGGAAAUGGGUCUUUUGGUGUUGUGAAGCGAGGAGAAUGGAGGGUGUCUGAACACCCAUCACAAACAGUUCCUGUAGCAGUUAAGGUGUUAAAGGCAGAUGCAUUCUCACAACCAGGCAUAUAUGAUGACUUCAGGAGGGAAGUAGAGGCCAUGCACAGUUUGAAACAUCCGAACCUGAUUAAACUUCAUGGCGUAGUGUUCCAUCCGUUGAUGAUGGUGUGUGAGCUGGCAGCUAUGGGCUCUCUACUAGAUUAUAUUGUUGCCCAGAAUGGCAAAGUGUCUCUGAACUAUAUUUACAAAUGGUCAGAACAAGUUGCAUCAGGAAUGGCACAUUUGGAGAAGCACAGGUUCUUGCACAGAGACCUAGCUUGCAGAAAUAUUUUGUUAUCCAGUGUUGAUUUGGUAAAAAUAGGUGACUUUGGUCUAAUGCGCGCGUUACCGGACGCGGACGAUUGCUACGUGAUGAGCGAGGGUCGUCGCGUGCCGUUCCCGUGGUGCGCGCCGGAGUCGCUGCGCAGUCGACAGUUCUCGCACGCCUCCGACGUCUGGAUGUUCGCAGUCGCGCUCUGGGAAAUGUACACCUUCGGAGAGGAACCUUGGAUAGGUUUGAACGGUUCGGAGAUACUGCGGCUAAUAAUGCGUGAAGGUCAAAGGUUGUCGGCGCCGAAUGCCUGUCCGCCUGACGUGUACAUGCUGAUGAUGCAGUGCUGGGACCUCAACCCCAAGGAGCGACCGACCUUCGCCGGCAUACAGCGGUACAUAGAGACCAACAAGUUCGAAACUGCUAUUGCUGCGCUCAGUUACCGGCGACCGGGCAAGAUGACCAUCGACGCUGGGGACGCGAUCAUACUGAUAGACAAACGACCCGAGCUCCACUGGUGGAAGGGACAGAACCAAAGGACUUUGGAAGUAGGACUCUUUCCCAGCACACUAGUAACAGUUGGAUUGAAAAGCGGUAAAAACAAUCAGGCAGUUAAGAAAUCGCAGACUUUGACACCUACACAAAGAGAAAUAUUUCCAGCCCAAGCGACAUCGAAUGCAUCAUCAUCGAACGGCGUGUCGGACGAUAUGGCGGUGAUAUUACGCAAGCGUCGAACGAUAGAGUCGACGCAGCCGUCGACGACGCGCGGCGGGAACACGGGCAACAAACAGUUCAACUACAACAAACUCACCAACGACCGCGUCGCCACGUUAGCGCAAGAACGAGCCGCACGACAAACUAGGGACGCACAUUCCAAGAGUCUCAAUCAAGUAAAAGAGGACAUAUUGAUCGACUUAGACCUCCCGCCCUCGACUCGGCUGAGCACGCCCGCUAAGAAGUCCAGUCCCACUAGUCCCAAUGCAAUCUCUAUUCUUGACGAGCCCAUAGAUGUACCAGAAAUAGGACUCGACAGCGACUGGGGCGAGCAAAGUAUAGAAAGCUUACCCAGUGUCUCUACUUCAUACAACAUACAAAACUACGCCAUCUAUGGUGCUAAGUCUUUGGACAACCUAUCGACUCCUCUACACCUAAGCACAUCACAAGCAACUCUACAACCAGAUCCAUUCGACACAUCACAGUUCUGGCCCUCCAAUGCAACUAGAUCUAACUACGAAAUUAAUGAAUCUAAAAUAAGUAGUAUAAGCAAACAGUUACAAGAAUCUCACAGAUACUCAAGUAACAACCACACGGCGUCUUCCAACGCGGAGGCAUCACAUAUCUACAACAACAUGCCGUCUACCAGUACCGGCGCCGCCAGUGCCAACAACACGUACAGUAACACUCCGUCGCCCUACGCCAUGAACAACGCUCUCUCAUUAGAACGUAACGUCACCGUGCCCAGUGUCGCAGCCUCACUCGCAGACAUGUCGUUAGACGACAGAAUCUCAGAAUCUCUCAAUCUUAGAUCUAAAAGCAACAACAGUGAUUAUCCGUACAGCGACAGCAUAUACAGCGCGCCAUCUACUUCAGCCGCGGCCAACAACGCCACUGAAGAUAAGAAAUACGGCGACAUUCCCAUCUACAAGAACUACGACAUCACACCAGUGCAGCAACAAUUUAUAUUGGAAACGAAAGACUACUACACCAAGCUAUCGACCCCAUCGAAGACUAACACGAGCAAUGAUUACGAAAAGAACAUUUACGUGCCGAAGUACGAAGAGGAUGGUGAGAAGUUGAAGAACUUUAGCGACUGUGUGGAGAAUUCUAAGAAUUACUCGGCGUACAAGUACCAAAAUGUGGACUAUCAGUAUUCGAACUAUGACAGCUUCCGAGGCAGUCUGGCGUCGACGUCGCGCGGCGCCGCCGUGUACGACGAGGUCAAUGACACCGCCAGCAACUUCUACAGCGAGAUCGGCGAGCCCGGCGCCGCCAGCGUGUACGCGGCGCAGCCUGUGUACUCCAACUCCAACCUGUACGACGAGGUGUACGAGGAGUCAGUGCCGCGGCCGCACCGCCCCGCGCCGCCCUGCCCGACUAAACCUAAAUAAUCACACAUAUAUCUCAUUAUUGCCCCAUAAAUCAGUCUACUAAAAUGUUGCAAAGUAUACUAAUUUUAAGUUACCAAACAAUGAGAUAUUAUCUGUGUGCCUUUUAAUUCUCGAAACAGUAAGAUGACUGAUUGAAAGGUUGACAUUUCAUAAGACGUUUGUAGUCAGUCGAGCAUUCAUUGCAAAGCACAUCGUUUGUUAGACGUGGUCUAAAUAGAGACAUAGGUAAAGCUAUUGUAAAUAAUACCGUGAUCUUCUGAAAUGUCAAUUUACAUAAGACUGACAGCAUUUUAAAGUCGCCGGAAAGAGAAUCGUAUGACGAUCUGUCCCUCGUAACAUUAUAUCAUUUUAUUCUAGUAUAUAGCUUGUAUGUUACUUUGUUGAUCCUAAAACUAUUCCAUUAUGUUAACACAUUGUGUUCUAAUUGGCCUCUAAAACUAUCGACCCCAGUAUGCAGCAUUACUAAAUACUUUAUCUAUAACUAUAUAACUGAUAUUAAUAUAACUAUACUAUACUCUGUUCAUAUAACUCGAAUGUAGCAAACUGUAAAUAAGAAUUGUCUAUGUAAUCUCAAAGUGUAUAUUACGGAGUGUUAUUUUUGUAAUGGAGACUAUAUUUUAGAUAAUAUUGUAUGAGGAAACAGGCAUGAUGAUAAAACAGAAAGUUAUAUUAAUAUAAAUUGUAAAUACAUAGUCAAUUGGCAUCUAUUUGUACGUAGACUAUUUGUUCGUUGUGAAAAUGACGAUCAUUUCCCAUGUUGGCAUCUCAAAAGGCAGCUAUAUUGACCAGUGAAAUAAUAUUUAAUUAAUAGUGGUACAAUUAUUUGGCAUUCCAUAGUCUCUGCCUACCCCAAUGGAAGACAGG
Messenger RNA from Spodoptera litura, 3924 nucleotides. RefSeq names its product activated Cdc42 kinase (gene Ack). The record is from RefSeq and is a predicted model, not a curated record. Gene Ontology annotation, biological process: protein phosphorylation. Lineage: Eukaryota; Metazoa; Arthropoda; Insecta; Lepidoptera; Noctuidae. Gene Ontology annotation, molecular function: protein tyrosine kinase activity; protein binding; ATP binding.